Messenger RNA from Chenopodium quinoa (quinoa), 1562 nucleotides. RefSeq names its product zinc finger protein ZAT3-like. NCBI's taxonomy places the organism in Eukaryota, Viridiplantae, Streptophyta, Magnoliopsida, Caryophyllales, Amaranthaceae. The record is from RefSeq and is a predicted model, not a curated record. The transcript has a single exon. Bases 334 to 1296 code for a protein of 320 amino acids.
CUCAAAAGCUGCUUCAUAGGAGGAGGAGAGAGAGCUAAGAAGGCACUUCAAUGGAGGAUUCAGAUCGCACUUCAAUCGAGGGGAGAGAUGGAGCGUACCGUCGAAGAGGAAAAAAGCAACUCAAACGUGAAGAAAAUGAAGGACAGAAAGGAGAAAAAGGACAAAACCGAGGGUAAUUCCGGAAGGACACUGUCCUACUGUUCAUAAAAAAAACUGAAGUAACUGUAAAAUAACUCCCACUUCCUUCCCCUACAAAACCCACUCUUCCCCCCACUUCCAGCCUUUUUCCACUCUUCUCUUCAUACACCCCCUCUCUCUUUUUUUUCACCUUCCAUGGAUAACACUCCUCCUCCUCCACCACCACCCUUGCCACUACCGCCUCCGACACCGAUACCGAUACCUCUUUCAUUGUCUCCUCCUACUCCAACUUCCUACGUCCACAAUCACAAAGAUUUACUCUUACCUUUUCCUCCUCCCACCACACCGAUCUCCUCCUCCCCAACCGCCUCCUUACGUAAGAAACGCCACUCUAAACUCCUCCGCAUUGACACUUCCACCAGCACAACACCGGCCAACAAAAAACCUGAGAUCACACCACCAUGCACGGAGUGUGGGAAAACCUUUUGGUCCUGGAAGGCUCUUUUCGGUCAUAUGCGAUGCCACCCCGAACGUGAGUGGCGUGGCAUUAACCCUCCGCCUCAUCUUCGACGUCGUUCUCUUCCUCCCACUCCUACUACAACCACUGAUGACCAUGAGGUCGCUGCUAGCCUUCUCUUACUCGCUGCUGGUCCUGUCUCCCCUGACGUGGCAUUAGCCUCUCCGCCCAGGUUUGAGUGCUCGAGUUGUAAGAAGACAUUUGGGUCUCACCAAGCGCUCGGCGGUCACCGUGCUAGCCAUAAGAAUGUCAAGGGAUGCUUUGCCAUUACCAAGAGUGCAACUGACGUUGAGGAUGAUCAAUGUAUGAUCAUGCAAAGUGGUUCAAGUCAUGAGGAGGCAAUUGGGCUGGGCCUUUCUUUGGGCUUGGGCCUUGGAGUGGGCCACAAGUGUGGUGUUUGUUUGAAGGUGUUUCCUACUGGACAGGCCUUGGGUGGGCACAUGAGGUCCCACUGGGAGAAGAGUGAGGAGCCGGCAUUGCGAUCGUUGUUUGGGCUUCCACUUGGGUCAGAUUCAAGGCCCAAUAAGGCCCAAUGUGGUGUUGAUCUUAACCUACCGCCCCAACUUCUAGAGGAUGGUUCUUCUUCUACUACUAUUGAUUCUUCCAAUAACAUGCAAUUAGAGCUGAAGUUAGGAAUAUAAGGUAUACAAUUGGUUAGGUUAUUUAAAAUUGUUGUAAUACUAAUUAAUUGAUGAUUUAUCACAUAUUUAAGUGUUAAAGACUAACUAUUUAUAGUGUGUGGUGUGGGUUUCAUGAAAACAUAUGUAUGCUCAUUGUUUUAGGUGUGGGUUCAUGUAAUAUCUCAUUUAACACAACGCUUCAUUCAUCAUAAUAUUAUUACUUACUCUUAUUACUACUCGUAUAAUUGUAACCUUUCUCUGUUAUAAGGUUGCUGUUUCCUAUGGCG